Molecule: messenger RNA, 987 nt
Organism: Cannabis sativa
Lineage: Eukaryota; Viridiplantae; Streptophyta; Magnoliopsida; Rosales; Cannabaceae
Exons: 1
Coding region: 1-987 (328 amino acids)
Source: RefSeq, a predicted model, not a curated record
AUGGUGAAAAUAGCUAAUUCACUGGGUUUUAUUCGUGUGGAAAGUAUCCCAGCAAUUAAUCUUGCUGGGGCUUUUUGUUUGAUGUGGAAGUGGGAUGUUCGUUUAAAUGUUGUUAAUGUCUUUAAUGGUAUGUUUGAAGCUUUAGUUUGGGAUGACCAGGAGAGUAAAUGGUGGAAUCUUUUUUCUGUUUAUGGUCCACCUUAUGAACAUGAAAGAGGGAGUUUUUGGAAUAAGUUGAAUUCCUUGGUGGACAAUUGCGUGGAACCUUGGGUUGUCAUUGGGGAUUUAAACUGUAUUGCUAAUGGAGAGGAAAAGCAGGGAGGGCGCCGAGUUACUCAAGGUGAUCUUAGAUGGCUAAAUGAUUUUUUGGAUAACUCAGGAGGUGUGGACUUGCGAUGUACGGGUUGUAAAUUUACAUGGCACAACAAGAGAUUCAAUGGGGGCCUAAUUCGUGAAAGAUUGGAUAGAGCAAUUGCAGCCACUGAUUGGGUUAAUAGUUAUCCUAAUGCAGGGGUUCUUAACUUUCCUAUUUCGGUUUCGGACCAUGCUCCCAUCUUAUUGGACUCUUCAAUGUUCAGAUCCAAAGGCUUUAUUCCCUUCAGAUUCUAUGAGGCGUGGUCAAAGAUUGAUUCGUGUAAGGAAACAAUUGAGGAUGCCUGGUGCUCAGUGGGUUCAGAUUCAACUAAAAACCUCUUACAGAAUCUUGACAACACUAGAAGAAGCCUUCAAUCCUGGAAGAAGAAGCAUUUCAAUGAUCUUGAAUCUAUUAUUACAUCUCUGGAAAAACGGCUACAAUGGAUUCAAUGUCAAUCCUCUUCUGUUGAUUUGUGUAUGGAGGAAAGAGAGAUUCAACUUAGACUAGAGGAAGCUUGGAAGAAAAAAGAGGAGGUUUGGAGACAAAAAUCAAGAGAGGUUUGGUUAAAGCUUGGAGACAGGAACUCGAAGUUUUUCCAUGCUGCGGCCACUAUUAGAAGAAGAAGAAAUUAG